Cannabis sativa is the source of this 2134-nucleotide messenger RNA. RefSeq lists its product as uncharacterized. Gene Ontology annotation, biological process: rRNA methylation. Gene Ontology annotation, cellular component: chloroplast. Lineage: Eukaryota; Viridiplantae; Streptophyta; Magnoliopsida; Rosales; Cannabaceae. The coding region runs from base 211 to 1980 and encodes 589 amino acids. The record is from RefSeq and is a predicted model, not a curated record. Gene Ontology annotation, molecular function: RNA binding; RNA methyltransferase activity. The transcript has 3 exons.
CUCAGUUUCCCCAACGGCAGCCGCUUAUCUCAAUCAGUUUUUCUCAUCAAUAUCAGAUUGGUAAUGGAGGUAUUGCUUAGUCUUGGAGAUUGACACAAUGCUUGCAAUGGCUUCUGCUAUGAUUUUUGUCCCCAACCAGGUUGUUUGAUUCUUUCUCUCUGAAGAUUAUUUUAAGCUCUUAGCUCUACUUUGAGUGUAAAACUAUACAAGAUGUACACUAAUUUAGCUAAGACUCCUGCAUUUCCAUUGGCUGUGAGGACUUCUUCACAAACCAGUUGUUUUAAGCUGUUCUCCACACCAAAGUCACAAACUUUACCAACUGGGUCUUGUCCAAAACCUUAUCAAAGAUCUGAUUCGGUCAUUUUCACUGUUUUGCCAUUUGGGUCUGGUUGCAGAACAGAAAAUAUGAAUUUUUCUGCUUGUUCAUGCUCUAGUAUAGAAAAAUCAAAGGAUAUUUCAGGUGGGUUUUGGCUUAAAACUGUUACUGGACAUUCUGUUUCGAUGAAAGGAAGAGGUUUAUCGUAUUCAUCAGCUCAGAAGGUUAAUGGAAGGGAACGUUUUCCAAGAGUUGGGAAGAAGCUCCCUUGGUUGUCCUCGAAUAAUGGUAAUAGAACAAAUAUAGUGAAUGAAACGCCUGCGAAGACUAGUAGUUCGUCUUGGGAGGUAUCUGCCCGGAAACUAGAUAAUAGUAGCAGUAAGUCUUCUUGGGAAGAAUCGGCUAGUAGAUUUGAGAAGCAGAGUAGCGAGCCUUCUUCAGACGAAUUUGUAAAGAAAAGGACUGCAUCUCUGGUGGGGAGUAGAGAAAGUAGGUAUAGAGAGGCAGAUGUGGUUGAGGAUGAUCAAAGAGAAAACAAUUCUAGGGAUGUAUGGUAUAGGAAAAAUGUAGGAGAAGUAACUGAAGAAGUUGAGGCUGUUGAUGAUUCGAGAUGGAAUAACAUUAAAAAUAGGUACAGGGGAGUGGUGGAUGUAAAAGAUGGAUAUGAGAAACCUGAAUUUCGAAGAUGGAAUAAGCAAGAGAAUUGGGGUAGGAAGACAUGGAAAGAGGCUUCUGAAUCAUCUUUGCCUAAGAUGGUUGGUGAAUGUAUUUAUGGGGUUGGUCCAGUUCUGGCUGCUUUAUCAGCUGGAAGAAGAGAAUUUUUCGCAUUACAUAUCCAGGAAGGAUUGGAUUUGAGUAGUAAUAACAGGAAGAAGAAGGACAAGAAAGGUUUCGAGAAAGUGUUGAAGAUGGCUGAAAAAAUUGGUUUAACCAUAAAUGAAGUGUCUAAGCAUGAUCUCAACAUGGUUGUAGAUAAUAGACCUCACCAAGGUUUGGUACUCGAUGCUUCUCCGUUAGAGAUGGUUAAGAUAAAGGAAUUGGACCCCAUGUCAAUCGAGGAAGAGAAGAAUUCACUCUGGAUAGCUUUGGAUGAAGUCACAGAUCCUCAGAAUUUGGGGGCAAUCAUUAGAUCUUCUUACUUCUUUGGUGCUUCGGGGGUGAUCUUAUGUGCGAAGAAUUCGGCCCCUUUGAGUGGUGUUGUGAGUAAAGCAAGUGCAGGUUCACUUGAACUGAUGGAACUAAGAUAUUGCAAAAAUAUGAUGCAGUUCUUAACAUCCUCAGCUGAAAAUGGUUGGCGAGUUCUCGGUGGUUCUGUGUCUUCCAAAGCUAUUCCCUUGAAUGAUGUUGUGCCGGGUGAACCAACAAUCCUAGUUUUGGGUAGUGAGGGUACAGGACUGAGGCCAUUAGUGGAGAGAUCAUGCACUCAGCUAGUCAAGAUUCCUUCUAAUGUUCCUGUUGACUUAAUCCCGGGUCAAGAUGAACAACUCGAAACAGCAGAUAACAGUGUUGGAGGCUCGGCUAAUGCUGAUUUUCGGUCAUUUUUGGCUGUGGAAAGCUUGAAUGUUAGUGUUGCUGCCGGUGUGCUUAUUCAUCACUUAAUCGGAAAUGAGUAUUAUAAGAAUGAUUCCACCAUUGUUGAUCAGCAAAUGAACACAGUUGACUGAGAAUCAAGCUAGCCUAUGCACUAUUGUUUAGUUUUUAUUUAGUAUUUCAUAGAAUAUUGAUGUCUUUCUAUUUUACUUUUUACCAUAUUGGUUAUUUAGGAUCAAUUGAUAACAAAAAAUGGAAAGCAAGUUUAGAAUUUUGACCUUUUCUACA